Molecule: messenger RNA, 1323 nt
Organism: Pogoniulus pusillus (Red-fronted tinkerbird)
Lineage: Eukaryota; Metazoa; Chordata; Aves; Piciformes; Lybiidae
Gene: PACRG
Product: parkin coregulated
Exons: 6
Coding region: 375-1136 (253 amino acids)
Cellular component (GO): vesicle; neuron projection; cytosol
Molecular function (GO): Hsp70 protein binding; Hsp90 protein binding
Source: RefSeq, a predicted model, not a curated record
AGGCGCAUGCGGCGUCAGAGCACGCAUGCACCUGGGCGGACGCGGGACACUCUGGGUAGCGUAGUUCUCGUCCCGCCUCAGCGCCCCGCUCUGCUCACGGGACUGCCUUCCCGCCUCAAUUACUUUCUGUUAAUUGCUGCCCGUGAGCUGCCGCGAAGGACCGUUGUUGCGUCCGGGGCGCCUUCGGUCCCUGCCGUGCUUCCCCGGCGCCGCCGCCACAGCCGAGGGCUCUCGAGGCGUUGCCUGGAGACGGGCGCGAGGCCGGGGACGCGUGCUGGCGGCGGCAGCGGCUCCCGCGCCGCGCCCCCAACGGACCCCGCUGACAGGCGCAGCGGCCUGUCUUGUACUUUUCCGUUGCGGACCCUGGUGGGGAAAUGGUAGUGGAGAAAGCGGGCUCAGGCUCCUCACAGCCCGUAGGUGACAGGUGCCCCCAGCAGCAGGAGCCAGGGCACGCGAAGAAAAGCAAGCAGCAGGUCUCCGAUGGAUUCACUGUUAAAGCCAUGAUGAAAAACACUGUGGUAAGAGGGCCUCCACUUGCAGGAGCAUUUAAAGAAAGACCGACAAAGCCCACAACGUUUCGCAAGUUUUACGAGCGAGGAGACUUCCCAAUUGCCCUUGAGCAUGAUACUAAAGGAAACAAAAUUGCCUGGAAGGUAGAGAUUGAAAAGCUGGACUAUCAUUACUACCUACCUUUGUUUUUUGAUGGGCUUUGUGAAAUGACAUUUCCAUAUGAGUUUUUUGCUCGUCAAGGAAUCCAUGACAUGCUGGAACACGGUGGAAACAAGAUCCUUCCUGUCAUUCCUCAGCUCAUUAUCCCAAUAAAAAAUGCACUGAACCUUCGCAACAGACAGGUCAUCUGCGUCACUCUCAAAGUCCUCCAGCACCUGGUGGUGUCAGCUGACAUGGUGGGGAAGGCCUUGGUGCCCUAUUACCGGCAAAUCCUCCCCGUCCUAAACAUCUUUAAGAAUAUGAAUGUUAAUUCAGGUGAUGGGAUAGACUACAGCCAGCAGAAGCGUGAAAACAUCGGCGAUCUGAUUCAGGAGACACUGGAAGUCUUUGAACGCUACGGUGGAGAAAUUGCUUAUAUAAACAUUAAAUACAUGAUCCCCACUUACCAGUCAUGCAUAUUAAACUGAGUGCUAUCAAAUGAGAUGAUUCCACUUGUGUUCAGAAACCCCUGUAUCUGACUCUGUAUGGCAUCUUGUUAGUCAUGCUUUUUUCUCUGCAGCUGCUAAAAGAGUGGCUUCUGGGGCAUUAGAGUGGUAGCACUAUUGUGAAUAAAGCUUUCCAAUACAUAAAUAGUGCCUGUUCCUUUGAUUACAA